Pararge aegeria (speckled wood butterfly) is the source of this 665-nucleotide messenger RNA. RefSeq names its product 60S ribosomal protein L9 (gene RpL9). NCBI's taxonomy places the organism in Eukaryota, Metazoa, Arthropoda, Insecta, Lepidoptera, Nymphalidae. Gene Ontology annotation, molecular function: structural constituent of ribosome; rRNA binding. Gene Ontology annotation, biological process: cytoplasmic translation. The record is from RefSeq and is a predicted model, not a curated record. Bases 70 to 642 code for a protein of 190 amino acids. The transcript is spliced from 3 exons. Gene Ontology annotation, cellular component: ribosome; cytosolic large ribosomal subunit.
AUACAAACAGUUUGAGCUGGCAACAUUUAACACCCUUUUCCGGCUAUCGGUGACACUGAAAGCCUCAACAUGAAGCAAAUCGUUGCAAACCAAAAAGUGAAAAUCCCUGAUGGGUUAACAGUACAUGUGAAAUCCCGUUUAGUGACAGUGAAAGGUCCUCGAGGAAUUUUGAAGAGAAACUUUAAACACUUGGCUGUUGAUAUUCGCAUGGUGAACCCCAGGGUUUUAAAGGUAGAAAAAUGGUUCGGAUCCAAGAAGGAACUCGCCGCUGUAAGAACAGUGUGCUCUCAUGUUGAAAACAUGAUCAAAGGUGUAACCAAGGGAUUCCAAUACAAAAUGCGUGCAGUAUAUGCCCAUUUCCCCAUCAACUGUGUCACAACAGAAGGCAAUUCAAUCAUUGAAAUCCGUAACUUCCUUGGAGAGAAAUACAUCAGAAGGGUAAAGAUGGCACCUGGUGUGACUGUUGUAAACUCCCCUAAACAGAAGGAUGAACUGAUCAUUGAAGGUAACUCCCUUGAAGAUGUUUCAAGUUCAGCAGCUCUCAUUCAACAGUCCACAACCGUCAAAAACAAGGAUAUCAGAAAGUUCUUGGAUGGACUCUAUGUAUCUGAGAAGACAACUGUUCUAAUGGAUGAGAUAUAAGGACAUUAAAGUUUUAAGCUGAA